CCAAGGGUAUUUAAGAUAUUUUUCGUUUCCAAUAGCGUGCAUGCAAACGUGAACGUUCCUAAAACCCGCUGGACUUUCUGUAAGAAAUGUGGCAAGCACCAACCCCACAAAGUGACACAGUACAAGAAGGGCAAGGAUUCUCUGAAUGCCCAGGGAAAGCGGCGUUAUGAUAGGAAGCAGAGUGGCUAUGGUGGGCAGACUAAGCCGGUUUUCUGGGAAAAGACUAAAACUACAAAGAAGAUUGUGCUGAGGCUUGAGUGUGUCAAGCCCAACUGCAGAUCUAAGAGAAUGCUGGCUAUUAAGAGAUGCAAGCAUUUUGAACUGGGAGGAGAUAAGAAGAGAAAGGGCCAAGUAAUCCAGUUCUAAGCAUCUUUUAUUUAUUAUGAAGACAAUAAAAUCUUGAAGUUAAAAAAAAAGGAUAUUUAAGAUACAUUUUGCUCCAAUUUUCACCCCUUCCCAUAAAUAUUCUUUUCAACAGUGAUAGUUUUUUGGUCUUGUUUUUUAGAGACAGGGUCUCACUCUGUUACCCAGG
Molecule: messenger RNA, 532 nt
Organism: Microcebus murinus (gray mouse lemur)
Lineage: Eukaryota; Metazoa; Chordata; Mammalia; Primates; Cheirogaleidae
Product: large ribosomal subunit protein eL42-like
Biological process (GO): translation
Cellular component (GO): ribosome
Molecular function (GO): structural constituent of ribosome
Source: RefSeq, a predicted model, not a curated record